Caretta caretta (loggerhead turtle) is the source of this 4611-nucleotide messenger RNA. It is a transcript of the gene WASF3, whose product is annotated as WASP family member 3. Gene Ontology annotation, cellular component: SCAR complex; lamellipodium; cytoskeleton. NCBI's taxonomy places the organism in Eukaryota, Metazoa, Chordata, Testudines, Cheloniidae. The record is from RefSeq and is a predicted model, not a curated record. Gene Ontology annotation, biological process: actin cytoskeleton organization; positive regulation of Arp2/3 complex-mediated actin nucleation. Gene Ontology annotation, molecular function: actin binding; Arp2/3 complex binding; protein kinase A regulatory subunit binding.
GGAGCUCUUCCUGAAGGAAUAACUAGUGAACUGGAAUGUGUAACGAACAGUACCCUUGCUGCUAUUAUACGGCAACUAAGCAGUCUGACCUCCACAGAUCAGAAGAGCUGCUGAGACAUCUUGCUUUCUCAAUCAUGUCAAUGCAAACAUGAGGAUCCAUUGCAUGAUGACCUGCAGAACCCAGCAAAGACCAGAUGAAAAUCCUACAGUCCUCUUUGGAACUGCAUGAAGAGCCUUUCGCUCAACUUCAAUGCUGAGGCUCAAGGAAAGAGCCACAUGGAACGUUUUGAUUGCUCACAGCAAGCAGCUCGUCACUGACCCUGCCGAGGAUCCACCAGGUUUUGACUGGUGCAGAUUGAAUCGCAUCAUGACAUCUCUUUGGAAAUGUGGACAAAAACCCUCUUUAAAUGGAAAAUGAGCCAAAUACCUGUAUCCAACUGUGGUCACCAGGCACAAACGAUGGAGUACAUCAUAUCUGAGGGUUCCCUUCAUUCUUCGCUGGGGGCCUGAAGGACAUUCACCAGCUCACUGCUGCGGCAAUGUGCUAGCUAUCAAAUCUAGCUGUAAAUUUGUAAUCAUUGCUAGCUACCCAAGCCAUACUAAAGAAGAAGACAGGCAACCAUAAGUCUGCCUGUUAAGUGCUUGAUUAUACAACCUGAAUAAUGUUCUUAAUGCAAGCAUGCUGAAGACAUAUUUGGUGAGUUGUUUAAUGAGGCCAACAACUUCUACAUCAGAGCAAAUUCUCUUCAAGACAGAAUUGAUCGCCUUGCUGUCAAAGUUACCCAGCUGGAUUCAACAGUAGAAGAGGUAUCGUUACAGGAUAUCAACAUGAAAAAAGCAUUUAAAAGUUCGACAAUACAGGACCAGCAAGUUGUUUCAAAGAACAGCAUUCCUAAUCCAGUGGCUGACAUCUACAAUCAGAGUGACAAACCACCUCCAUUGAAUAUUCUUACACCAUAUAGAGAUGAUAAGAAAGAUGGUUUGAAGUUCUAUACUGAUCCCUCCUAUUUUUUUGAUCUUUGGAAAGAAAAAAUGUUACAAGAUACAGAAGAUAAACGAAAAGAGAAGAGGAGACAAAAGGAGCAAAAGCGUAUAGAUGGCACAACCCGUGAGGUGAAAAAGGUUAGAAAAGCCAGGAACAGGCGCCAGGAGUGGAAUAUGAUGGCAUAUGACAAAGAGCUUAGACCUGACAACAGGUUGUCUCAAAAUGUGUACCAUGGAGCAUCUUCAGAGGGAUCACUGUCCCCAGAUACUAGGUCCCAUGCAUCCGAUGUUACCGAUUAUUCUUAUCCUGCUACUCCGAAUCAUUCCCUCCACCAGCAGCCAGUAAUGUCUUCAUAUGGAACAGGAGAUGGACCACAGUAUAUGGGUAUAAACCAGGGCCUUGAGCAUGAAUAUAGACCAUCCUCUACCGCAGUGCGGCAUGCUACUUUAAACAGACCUCAACAACCACCUCCACCUCCACCCCAGGCCUCUGAUGGACCACACAGCUCUGUACCUUUGAUACCAGCAGACUAUGGGAUGCUCCCAGCUCAGAUGGUAGAUUAUUAUAAUCCUACUGGACCUCCCCCCACUCCUCUUCCCCCUAUGAUUCCUUCAGCACAAACUGCUUUUGUUAGUCCUCUUCAACUUCCUGUGCCACCUUCCCAUUCUGGACUAGUGACCGGAUCUACCUAUGCUGCUGCUGCUCCUGCUCCUUCUCCUCCUCCUCCUUCUGGGCUUGUUGUUACAGCUUCCCCUCCCCCCGGCCCACCUCCUCCCCCACCAGGUCCCCCUGCUGCAGUUUCAUCUCUCACGUCCUCCCCGAUGCAUGCUUUUACAGUUCCUGAAGGAAAACGACAUGAAUCCACACAGCCGCCAAUCAGUGAUGCUCGAAGUGAUCUUCUUGCUGCUAUUCGAAUGGGAAUUCAGCUGAAAAAGGUACAAGAGCAACGUGAACAAGAAGCAAAGCGAGAACCCGUUGGAAAUGAUGUGGCAACUAUUCUUUCAAGGCGCAUUGCUGUGGAGUACAGUGAUUCUGAUGAUGAUUCAGAAUUUGAUGAAAAUGAUUGGUCAGACUGAGUCCUGGUCCAAGUACAGGAACAGAAUUCAUGAAAUGCUUUGCUCUAAUAAUGACACCAUUAGCAGGACAGAAGGCAGGGCGUUGAAAUGUAUUAAAACUAGUGAUCUAAGUACUAAAAAUGAAUUGGUGGUAUUCAGAAUGCAGUAGCUUAGCAACUCUUGUAAUAAUAAUGUGGUUAUGCUGAUGCAGAUCCAAAAAUUCAGUCUUACUUUCAAUAUUUACUGCAUAAUACAUAAGUGCCACUAAAUGUAGCAAAUCGUGUGCUGCACGCAAAGUGUGCUGCAGUUGUUGCACUGUUACAAAACCAGCAUUUUGUUUUACUUUCUUGAUCAUGAAGGUAUAACUAUAUUUUUACUUUACAUCUUAUCUUUAUAAUGUUGCAAUCUAGAUACUUGUGAAACUGUCUGGCUGUUAGUCAUGUAGGUCUUUGAGGAGAGUCAAUGAUACAUGACUGGGCAAUGUCUUCAGGUCCUUAAAUGUCAUCUUUUUAGCAUUUUUCAGAAAUUAAUCAUGUAAUCUUAAAAUCUAACAGACAGCAACUAAUGUCUUCUUACACAUUAUUUUUAAGGAAUUUUUUGAUUUAGUUACUUAUAUUAUUUUAAUCUCCUAUACACAUUCUCGCUAUAUACAAUCACAAAUGAAAUGUAAGUUUGAAGAGUCAAUUCACAGGAUUUACUAGUUAUUUCUGAGAGAGGACUGGAUGACUCAGUCAGUAACCGGAGGUUGCUGGCUGGUGGUUUGACAGUAAAAUAACAGCAUGGUCUCAGUUCAGUAUGUAGUAGACACAUGUUCACAUUACAGAAACCACAAUUGGAAUUGACACUCUUUUUGGCACUCUCUGGACAUGGAUUGACUAUACUUGAAGUUUGAAAUGCCCUGUUACACUCAGGAGUGGUUUUUAGAUACCUGAGUGGAGCCACUUUGUCAGUACAGAGUGGGAAGCUUACUCUACUACUGGUAAUACUAUGUCUGUUACGUGGAUGAAUGGAACGACUUCAGUUCAGUGCUAGCAAUUGGAUACAUUUCACAAGUACUAAACUUAGUUUUUUAUUCCUGUAGAUAUAAAUAUAUGUAGAUAGACUUUUGCUUAUAUGGAAUGUGUGUAGUCAUGUAAUGUCAUUUCAGUUUCUUAUAACUCACUCAUUAAAGGCCCUUGAUUUUUGAAUGUAUUUCUAUCCCAGUAUGUCCCAUUUAUAUAACACUGACAAUUAAAAUGGCUUAAUUGGUGUUUAGUUACCAUGCUGUAUAUAUUUUCAGUUUCUUCUAGAAAAGAAGGCUACCGUACAGUCUGCUUUUGCGCUUUCUCUGUUCCCUUUAAAAAUAAUUAAUACUUUAUUCAAUACAAUAUUGAAAUUUGCAUAUAGUUUUUCUUUUGUACACUGCGACUCAGACUGCUUCCUUCCCUAAUAAGGCUUUAUGUGUGUGUGUGUGUGUGUGUGUGUGUGUGUGUGAGAGAGAGGGAAGGAUUGGUCUUUUUUUUUUUUUUCCUUACCAGAUUACAAUUGUAAUCUUUGUAACAGAAGAGAUCUCUAUAAUUUCAGGUCAAAUAUUUGGUAAAGCUCUUUUGUUCUGCAAGGCCCUUCUGUCCUUAAGAAGGAAGGGAAGGAGAUGCAUCUAGCCUUUAUCCGCGUUCACUCUGAACCUCCCUUCCUCUUGAGCCAUGCUCACUCACAGCAGGUUUUACUUUUGUCCAAAGAAAAUAAUAUUCAGCCUGUCACAAUAUUCACAUAUUACAUUAUUGGCUACUUUAUUACUGUGUAAUCUGCAUGCGAGUUUCUGAUUUGACUUCAGUUUAUAGUAGUGUGGCAAAAAUGCCUUUGCCUCCCUGUUUAUGUUUUACUGCCCGUUAAGGGCCUUCUCCUGGAAGGUGCUGAACGAUGGUUAGUCAAUGGGAAAGGAGGGCACUCAGCACCUUCUAGGAUUGUUUUUGCUUUAAAAUACAGGGCUAAAUUCUACUUCUGGUCUGGUGGUUCCUCAUUAACAUGUGAGAGACAUUGUUUGUGUUGGUCAUAAGGAUAUAAUUGUUAUACUGUACUUUGCAAAAUGCACCAAAAUGAUUCUGUGGGUGAGCAAAUAAAAUGGACAAAAGUGCAGCUAAUACUGCAGUAUUAUCCAGUGUCACGAUAUGGGUGAGAGAGGUACUUUCAAUAGUCUUUUGAUAUGUGUUGAGGUGAAAUAUUCUGACAUCACAAAUAAUUCUUUCCAUUGUAAUGAAAUCUGAUAUGACAAAAAUAUAUUUUAUGAGCACAGAGACUGAGUGUACCAUGGAAAUUUUGUAAUAUGCAUCAAUUAGUUUUAAAUGAUAAAUAUAAAACAAAUGAUAAUUUGUGAUCAGUUAAAGAUAAGUGGAAUUUUUCAGCCAUAGUAGCCAAUCUGUUUUUCUGAACUUGGAGUAUUUUGUCAUCUCCGUUCAGUAUUUUAUCAAUACGAAUUUAAAUCGAAUUUAGUGAUGUAAACUAACUAACUCUUAGGUCAUUUUUAUCUGUUUGUAUAUCUUACUCUGGGUUAUGUAAAAGUAACAAAUAUGAAUAAAGUAUCACUUUUGCGCC